Messenger RNA from Anguilla anguilla (European eel), 1821 nucleotides. RefSeq names its product cytidine monophosphate-N-acetylneuraminic acid hydroxylase-like. The coding region runs from base 212 to 1279 and encodes 355 amino acids. The transcript is spliced from 8 exons. The record is from RefSeq and is a predicted model, not a curated record. NCBI's taxonomy places the organism in Eukaryota, Metazoa, Chordata, Actinopteri, Anguilliformes, Anguillidae.
AUAGUUGCUCUGAAUGCUUUGAGUUUUCUUUUUGGAUGAGAACGCCAGUGUGCCAGUAGGGCAGUAAUACUUGCCCUGAAUGCUUUGAGUUUUCUUUUUGGAUGAGAACGCCAGUGUGCCAGUAGGGCAGUAAUACUUGCUCUGAAUGCUUUGAGUUUUCUUUUUGGAUGAGAACGCCAGUGUGCCAGUAGGGCAGUAAUACUUGCUCCGAAUGCUUUGCCUCACUUUGUCUCACUGUUCCUAUCAGGUGGAUGAGCACCUGCGGUUCAUGAUUCUGAUGGAUGGAGUACACCCUGAAAUGGACACCUGCAUAAUUGUGGAAUAUAAAGGCCACGUGAUCCUGAACACAGUGGACUGCACACAGCCCAACGGAGGACAUCUGCCCAGGAACGUGGACUUAAUGAUGAGCGACUUUGCAGGAGGAGCCUCUGGGUUUCCCAUGACUUUUACUGGAGGCAAAUACACAGAAAAAUGGAAGGAGGAUUUCAUAAAGAACGAAAGGAAGAAGCUACUGAAUUACAAAGCGCAGUUAGUGAAGUCUUUGCAGCCCAAGAUCUACUGCCCUUUCGCUGGAUACUUCGUGGAAGCGCAUCCCUCAGAUAGUUACAUCAAGGCCACAAAUGUGAAAAACUGCGUGGAAGACCUGAAUGCACUCAUCUCAAAGCAAGCAGACAGUAUCACCACCUGGACGCCCAAACCUGGAGCAGUUUUGGACCUGGGCCUGACCUUGAGAGACCCCUCUGACAGGGCAGCUAUUACCAACCCACCGCCUGGUACACAGAUCAUGAAGAACAGCUGGAAGUUUGAUCAGUACGUGAACGAGCUCAAUGCUGCUAUUGAUGAAGAGAUAUUCCAGCACAAAGGCUGGGUUCAGUUCUACUACAACUGGGCAGGGUUCAAGGACUACAAUCUUGUUGUGCAGGUUAUUGAAACCGAUGAUGAUUUCAAUCCUAUCCCUAAUGGCUACAACUACUUUGUGGACUUCCUGGACCUGUCCUUCCCCCGACAGAGACCGAAAGAUCGUCCCUAUGAGGAGAUAAAGAAUAGAGUCGGUGUCAUACGGUACGUGGUGAGGCAUGGCUUGCUGUGGGAUAACCUCUACAUCGGCUUCCAGAACAGGCUCAGCAGAGAUCCAGAUGUUUACCACCACCGGUUCUGGAACCACUUCCAAACAAACCUGCCUUUAACGGGUCCAGACUGGGACCUUUUUCUCCAGGAGGUGCAAGACGAGGAGACUGACAUGCAGACUACAGGAAGCAAUGGCUGCAACUUAUCUUAGAUGACUUUACACAUCACUCAGAUGCAUGUAGACAGAACCUGAGAUAGGAACACACUAGGAAUGGGUGUCAUACUGAGAAUCGUACAAUGAAGAUAUUUUAAUUUAAAUCCUUUUUAGUAAUAUUUAUGCUAAUUGCACUAGUUAUUUCCCCCGUAAAUCAUUAUGCUGCAAUCAAUAUUAAUCUAAGUGAAUAACCAUAACCAAUCAUCAAACAAAGCAUUAGACCAUUUUUUCUACAUUGACUUUCCAAACUGUAGCCUACAUCUACUUGUCAGUGAACUACUGUUUUCAUUCUCUUUUGCAAAAUUAUUUUUUAUUUGUCCUUAAACUCUAUGUCCUUGACUACUGUUGUUAGUGCACCUCUCUCAGAUAAGUUGUGCCCUGAUAACUUGAGGAUUCAGAUCAUUUGCACUCGUGGAGCUGUCUCACGGUUGACUGUAAUGCAUCAAUAUUUGCUGUGAUGUGAUUCCCUGACAUACGCAGCAUAUGAAUAACUGCCACAGCCUCGUCUCCCCCCCGACACCUGCCACAGCCUCGUCCCA